UUGGACCCGAUGGCCUCCGUGGCCCCUACCAACUCUACUAUGAUUCUAGGAGGAGCAAGGCCAGGGGGCUUCCGCCAUGCUGGGGUGGGACCCUUGCCAGUCGCCUGCAUGCCUGCCUUCGGUGCUGGCGCCACUCGGGUCCUUCUGGAGCUCUCAGUGGCAGAAGAGCAGCUGAAGACUUGGGGCAGAGGCGGUGCAGGGCACGUCGUGGCACAGCCGGGCGCUUCCUGCUGCUCCCACGAGAUAAGGUGGGGCACGCCUGCCGCUGAGGAAGCCCUGGAGCCGGAAACCUCACUGCGGGGGUGCCUCCUUCAGCCAGCCCACAAACCUUGCAAUCCUUGAUACGGGGCCGCAAAAGCGGCCCUGGGGCCUUGCCUUCUUGCUUAGACACGCAAACGCAGGGCGCCUCUCGGACUUCUACCCCUGAGCAGAUUUGCAGAGCGAUCCUGGGGCGGAAGGGCACGCACCAACUCGCUGUGGGCCGGUGAGAGGAAAAGCGUGAUGGCAGGAAAAAGCACCUCCAAGCGGACAGAAGUCCUACAAUUCCCAGCGUGCUCCAGCCGGCAAAGCUGGCAAGGGUGCUUCUUCGCAUCUUUACACCGGAGUAAGGUUGCCGAAAGUCACCAUUGCCUGAAUGCCCGAGGCAAAUGUCUGAUGAAGGGCAAAGGCAGAAGCUCUGCUGUUAAGCAGCAGGAAACUUGUAAUGUUUGGUUGGAUACUUCAGCACUGAAAAAGAGCAAAUUACAGAACCUAAUAGGCAAGCCGGUGUUAAGAGCAGUGAACCGACCAUCUCCUUGUUUGGAGCCAACAAAAGCACCUGUUCCAUUCACCAAGCAAACCACCAUUUCCACUUUCUUCAGUGCUCAGCAAGCAGAGGAAAGGAGAACCAAUGCAGAUAAAAAGCUGUCAGGUCCUUCAUCCAACAGUGUCUCCAACCUGAGAGACUCUGAGUUGUCCAAGGGGGCAGGAGUCCCAUUACGAGCUGCUCUGCUCCAGCCACUAGAACUGCAAGAGCCUGCAGAGACGCCACAAGGGUUCAACAUUCCUCCUUCAAGUUCUGCUACUCCGCCCCAAAGAGCGGGAUGCAUCUUCCCAUCUUCCAAGGUAAACGUCUCUGCUGCAGAACUGCUCUCCUCCGGCUCCACUCAGCACCUAGGAGAAAAGGGAGUUCUUGAUCCUGCAGCUGCCGAUGCACCUUUGAGAGAGGGAAAUGGUGUCUGGAAGAGAGAAUCCUUGUUUUCUCAGAGUAGCCACAACCUUCCAAGAGUUUCAGCUAGACAAAGAACCAAAGUUCAGAGAAAAUACAGAUGUCCAUCCUCUUGCAGUGAUUUCUCUGACUCUGAGAAUAUAAAUCCUCAACAGGAGAAAAGUGUAAUAAAAGUGAAGACUUUGAAGAGCGUUGAUAGAACUGCAUCUGACCUUUGUUUGAAAACCAGCAAUGCCACUUCUGAUUUUGGUAAAGGACAUGAGACCACCCAGGUAGACACACCCCGUCUCCUGUUCACACAGGACACUGAAGGUCAUAAAGUCAUUUCUAACCACUUUCCCCAUGGACAAGGCAAACUGUCUUUGCACAACAGACCUCCCUGGAACAAAAGCAGCACAGUAUCGAGUCCAUCCUGUAAGGACUGUUUUGGGGCUUGUUUUUCUGCAGAGAGAGGGCCUCACAUAGCUCCAGGCAUGAGCUGGUCUGUUCUAGCAGACAUUAGUCAGAAGUCAAGUUGUGACUUGUUAUUUACAGAGGAUUCAGAAGGCAAUAGAGUCAUUAAACACUAACUUAUAAUUGCUCUGUGGGAUAAAUGCCCCCAGUGCCUAGUUACAAAACAAAUUGAUGCAAGCUUGAUGUUUAAAGGUACUUGCUGUGUGUGUGUGUGUGUGUGUGUGUCGCCUAUGCUGGGCAGAACAUGCACAAGCUAUUCUGCAUGCUGGCUGGCUUGCAGUAUGGAGGCCUAAUAAGAAAUACGUGAAAGGAAGACCAUAAUGGUCCAGGGGCUUAACAUUCCCGUUGGCGAAAGAUGUAGCUAUGUCCAGCAGUAUAAGUAAAAGAACCUGCAUGAACUGGAUGGGCAUGGCCUUCUGGGCUUGCUUUUAUUACUGAAUUUUAAGUCAUGCCUCUUUGGAGUGUGGGAGGCCCUAUACCAACUUGUUUCUGCUUUCUGGUAAUUUUGUUUUUUCUUGUAGAA
Messenger RNA from Varanus komodoensis (Komodo dragon), 2183 nucleotides. Its product is annotated as aurora kinase A and ninein-interacting protein-like. Gene Ontology annotation, cellular component: centrosome; spindle pole. Gene Ontology annotation, biological process: spindle organization. The transcript has 5 exons. Bases 502 to 1776 code for a protein of 424 amino acids. The record is from RefSeq and is a predicted model, not a curated record. NCBI's taxonomy places the organism in Eukaryota, Metazoa, Chordata, Lepidosauria, Squamata, Varanidae.